AGAUAACUACAACGGAGCUGUGAUAUAGACUAGAGGGGUUGAAAUCGAAGCGGGGAAAGAUAGCAAUGUGGGGUGCUAUCAUGACCGGGAUAUUCCCGAGGCAGGUCUCCCCUGGAUGAGUACUAAUACAGAGUUUCCCCGGCAUGGGGUUGCUUGUUUCUUGACUCCCUGCCGCCAAUUAACCAGCCCUUGAGCCAUUAUACAUUCAAUCAUUUGAUAUUCACAAGAAUGUCUACCCCGCGUCGACCUCCCCCCGCAUACACGGCCCCUCCGGACUCUGGGGUUCAUGCUACUUCCCAACUGUACCGGUCCAUUUCCGAGACCGCUUCCACUGCCUCAGCUAGAGUUCAGGAGUCAUCCUUUACGAUUCGCCCAUGCUCAGGCCAGGCUUGGGUUGUACCGGCUGGCCAUAUCUGCCGCUUGACUACCCCCAAGGGCCCUCAGGUUGGUGACCUGAACAUUUGGAAUGCGAACAACCCACGAGAGCGUAUGUGGGCUGCUCGUACCCGUCAAAUCCAUGCUUCGCAUGUUUCCGUCGGCGAUCGCCUAUGGUCGAAUCUGCCGUACUUACGACCCCUCGUGACAAUCACUGGGGAUUCUCUGGGAGGUGGACAGCUCCAUGAAGUCCUCGGACCGGAUGGGAACCGAAGGGAAGAAGUUGUUUUCGGAACUACCAAAUGGGGAGGACGAGUACAUGAUCUUAUGGGUACUAGAUGCGACCCGUAUGUCAACCUUUUGAUGGGCGGGGAAACUUUCGACUUCCACUGCCACUCAAACCUUACCCGCUCCGUGGUGCCUUUUGGCCUGACGGAAUUGGACGUUCAUGAUGUCCUGAAUGUAUUCCAAGUGACGGGCCUUGAUGAGCAAGGGAAGUACUUUAUGGAAACUUCCCCAGCCAAGGUGGGAGAAUAUUUUGAAUUCUUCGCUGAGGUUGAUGUUCUAUGUGCCCUUUCAGCGUGCCCUGGUGGUAUGUAUUCCCUCUAUAGACAUUCAGUGAAAGAACACUAAUUGUUUCCUUGUAGGUGACCUUUCCAACUGGGGUUGGGAGGACAAAGGCGCUGAGAUGGGAGCGACCACCCGUCCUCUUGG
Messenger RNA from Aspergillus wentii DTO 134E9, 1089 nucleotides. Its product is annotated as urea carboxylase-associated family protein. The record is from RefSeq and is a predicted model, not a curated record. The transcript has a single exon. Bases 229 to 1008 code for a protein of 259 amino acids. Lineage: Eukaryota; Fungi; Ascomycota; Eurotiomycetes; Eurotiales; Aspergillaceae.